Ectocarpus siliculosus is the source of this 2008-nucleotide messenger RNA. NCBI's taxonomy places the organism in Eukaryota, Phaeophyceae, Ectocarpales, Ectocarpaceae. The record is from the annotation of a GenBank genome assembly.
AUGUCGGAGCUGAAGCGCAAGAGAGAAGAGCAUGACCCUGAAGAAGAGCCGGAUGUGACAGAUGCGAUACCUGCUGCUUCGCCAAGGGCAGCGCCGGUUCCUCCAACGGCGGUAGCGGUCCAGCCAGCCACAGCAGCAGCAGCCGCACCACGAGAAUCAACGGCGUCGGAGGGCAGCAAAAGUGAGGCGGCAGGACCAACUGCUGACACAGCAGUAGCACCAGGUGGCACUGACCCGCCUGCGAUUUCCGCAGAGAAAGACGCGGCAGGAGCGACGUCGUCGGGCACACGGCGAGGAAAGUCGAAACCACCAACAACGGCAGGGAAAAUCACGAUUUGCGGCAAGGAGAUCACCCUCCAACACACGGGAGGCCGCAAGAAACGAAAGCACCCGAUGGAAACGCUGAUUCUCCUGGCCUACAAAGACGAGCUGACGCUCAAGUGCAAGGCAAACAACAUGGUCUCCGCGCUGGAGAUCCACCAAGAGAUGAAGAGCAAGGGCAUCAAGCAGGACCUCUCGACCCACAUGAUGGUGCUUUCGCUCUGCGGGGGAUCACCGGGUGACAGAGACGAGCUGGACCCAGGCAACGGCCUGACAGGCGGCCACGCUGCCAGCGUCGAGAGAACGGCUGCCGCCGUAGCCAAGGGGAGGGUCGAGGGCGCUUCCGCUCAAGACAACACCUUCGCUGCCGCCGAGGCGGCGCUACAGAUAUUUUCGGACGCGUCGAAGGGCGGCACGGUAUCCUUGCCGGAGUCGGCGUACACGGCCGUGAUUCGCGCGUGCUGCCGGGAUGGCCGAGCAGACAGGGCCAGAGAAGCUCUCGAGGCCCUCAAGCAGGCGGACUUGAAGCCACGCGUCAGGACGUACACGCCGUUGUUGGAGGCGUACUCGAAGCUCGACGGCCGGCUGGAGGACUGCAUGACCCUCUGGCGGGAAGCGGUGUCGCCCCCUGCAGGGCUUCAGCAGGGGAUCACGAUGACAGAGAGGGAGUACUUGCACCUCAUCGCCGCGUGCACCAGGGCUCGAGAUGAAAAGUGCUUUUUGGAGGUGAUGACGGAGUACAUGGACGACGUGCUCCAGCCGCGCAGCCGGCACAGCUGGGACGUGCUGAAGGCGUGGUUCAAAGCAGACGGUGGCGGUGGCGAUGACGCCACGGGAGCUGCUACAACUUCUCCCCGUGCAGCGGGUGCCGAUGCGGUGGGACGUUCUUCCCAAGCAGAUGGUGGUGGUGGUGAUGAUGAUGUCAUGGAAGGCGCUCCUCAGGCAGAUGGUGAUGAGGCCGUGGGAGAUCCUCCUCCAGUAGCUGGUAAAGAUGCCGUCGAAGAAGCGAGUCCCCAGGCAGAUGCCGCUGGAGGCGAGAAGAAGCCGCCAAGCGGCGGCGCCGGUAGUUGGAUCGUGAGGGAGUGUUACGUCCGCAAGGACGGGACGUGCGAAAACUGCGGGGAGGUGAUGAGGUCGAUCGAGCUCUCGGAGGACGACGAGCAGCGCUUGCUGAAGCAGGUGGGUUCGCGCCGCUUUUUUCAUCGGAGUUUUUGUGUUUUUCCGCCCAAACGCACACGCGAGGGAAAUAUGCAGUCUAGAGCUGUUGGCGGAAGGGGGCGUCCUAGAGAGUGUUUGUGAUGAGUCUGCUUAUGUUUUGCGGAGCCGUGGCUUAGAUUUGUAGUGUAUUUUGUGAGAGUUGAGAAGAAAUGGUCGCAACGUGGAGAUAGGCAUCCAAAUACUUGCGUUUGCGUGAUGCCACAUAGCAGCUUGUGGGUUGUUUUUGUGGAGCGCGCAUCCUUUCCUUCUCCCGGCACUACACCCCAGUGACUGCAUCGAUAUUAGCUCUAUCGGACGGGUCCUCAAAUAGCCCGGAUUGACGAGAACGAAUCGUGAGGAGGGGUACAAACGUCGGAGUAGGAAAUGUUUUGCAGCACCUUGCGCAGGUGGUGUGGAGUUGAUGACGUCAGCAGAUUGACGGCCGUAGGCUCCUCUAAAUUGCGCCAUGUUUCUUUUUUCCUCGCGAUGA